Molecule: messenger RNA, 1111 nt
Organism: Cajanus cajan (pigeon pea)
Lineage: Eukaryota; Viridiplantae; Streptophyta; Magnoliopsida; Fabales; Fabaceae
Biological process (GO): regulation of transcription by RNA polymerase II
Cellular component (GO): CCAAT-binding factor complex
Molecular function (GO): RNA polymerase II cis-regulatory region sequence-specific DNA binding; DNA-binding transcription activator activity, RNA polymerase II-specific; protein heterodimerization activity
Source: RefSeq, a predicted model, not a curated record
UGGACCCUGCUACUACAUCUUCUAUAAAUUCACUUGUUGAAACCUGAAUAUAUUUGAGUGUAUGAUUCAAGAACUGUUCAACUGCAAAAUCUGAGCUAUUAGUCUUUAGGUAGAAAAGCUAGUUUUGUUUCAAAGGCUAUGGAGCAUGGAGAUUCAUUGUUUCACCAACCCGCGAAAUCACGUUCUGGUUCGACACUCCCCUCACAACAAACAAACACCUAUGCAAACAUAGAAAUUCCCCCACCAAACAACAAUGGCCUAAUUCUCAAUUUUGAUGUGCAAGAUAAUAGCAAGAUGCCAAUUACAAAUGUGACAAAAAUCACAAGACGAAUUCUUCCAAACAAUGCAAAACUUUCAGACAGUGCCAAGGAAAUGAUUCAACAAAGUGCUACAAAGUACAUAACCUUUGUAACUAGAAAAGCCAAGGAGCGAUGUCAAAGUGAGUAUAGAAAGAUUAUGAAUGUUGAGGAUGUGUUAUGGGCCAUGGAGAAGUUGGGAUUUCAUGACUAUGUUAGGCCUCUCAAUAUUUUCCUCCAACGUUAUCGUGACAUUGAUGGAGCUGACUAUUUUGCUCACACAGUGGACCCUACUCCUUGCACCGACAAUAAUAAUGGACCUAGUUUUGGGGUUGAGCCCAACCUUGUGCCCACCAUGGAGAUGCUUCAUGCCCCUUUACCACCACCAGUUCCUUCUUCUGGAUCAAACUUUUCCAUGGACCCAAACACAAAUAUGGAAAUAUUUGACCCAAAUGAUGUGAACGAACUCUACUUAGAAGGACUUGGUGUUGAUUGCUCGGAUGGUGCUUUCACAAACUUUAGCCCCUCUGCUCUCUUCAAAUAUGAUCAAGUGUGAGAUGGUAAUGGGAGAAAUUGAGGCGCGAUUAAUAAUUAUGGUAAUGAACUAUGAUACAAGGAAUAAGAAGUAAAAGCAUAAUUAUUGUUAAUUAAGAACUAUAAUUUGUUUAUGUUUGUCUUAACUUUAUUAUAUAUGCUUAAAACUAUAGAGAAAAGGGAGAGUUUAUGGAAUUUUAUUUUGCUUUUUGUUGUCUAUGAACCAUUUUGGAAUGGGGUUCACAAAAUUGAUUUGUUUGAAUUUUAAAAUGCCAAAAGUA